UAGGUGGCGCCACCCCUCUUUCCCCCUUUACGCGCUCGGUCGCCAUACUUCGCAUUUCCCGUCGCGAAGUGUUGUAUUUUAUAUUCCAUUAAUUAGUGAGGAAUCCCUUGAUUCCUUUACCGGAAAAAUGGUGCAAAAGAAGCCCAAGAAGAAGGUAGGGAAGAAGGUAGCAGCUGCUCCCUUGGCAGUGAAGAAAGUCGAGCUGAAGAAGCAGACAAACCCACUGUUCGAGAAGCGCACUCGCAACUUUGGAAUUGGCCAGGACAUCCAGCCAGCUCGUGACCUGAGCAGAUUCGUCAAAUGGCCCAAGUACAUUCGCAUCCAGCGUCAGAGGGCUGUCCUCCAGAAGCGUCUGAAGGUUCCACCACCAAUUAACCAGUUCACCCAGACCCUCGACAAACAGACAGCAACACAGUUGUUCAAAAUCCUGGAGAAGUACAGGCCAGAGUCAGCUGACGCGAAGAAGAGGAGGCUAAAGGCUAGGGCUGAGGACAAAGUUGGCAAGAAGGAGGACACACCAACCAAGAGGCCAAACGUUGUGCGCAGUGGAACCAACACUGUUACAACACUCGUGGAACAGAAGAAGGCACAACUUGUUGUCAUUGCUCACGAUGUGGAUCCCAUUGAGGUCGUCCUCUUCCUCCCUGCUCUCUGUCGUAAGAUGGGAGUUCCAUACUGCAUCAUCAAGGGCAAAGCUCGUCUGGGACGUCUCGUGAGACGCAAGACCUGCACUGCAGUCGCCCUCACACAGGUUGACUCUGCCGACCGAGCCAACUUCACCAAGGUCGUCGAGGCAAUCAAGACCAACUUCAACGAUCGUCACGACGAGAUCAGACGUCACUGGGGUGGUGGUCUUCUCGGCAGCAAAUCAGCCGCAAGAAUCGCCAAAUUGGAGAAGGCCAAGGCUAAGGAGCUCGCCCAGAAGCAGGGUUAAGGAAACUUAGGUUUUAUACUCUCAUCUGGUCGAUUAAAAAAAUAAUAAAAACAUGAAAAAAAAAAGUAAA
Molecule: messenger RNA, 1004 nt
Organism: Diachasma alloeum
Lineage: Eukaryota; Metazoa; Arthropoda; Insecta; Hymenoptera; Braconidae
Gene: RpL7A
Product: 60S ribosomal protein L7a
Exons: 5
Coding region: 128-934 (268 amino acids)
Biological process (GO): ribosome biogenesis
Cellular component (GO): ribonucleoprotein complex
Source: RefSeq, a predicted model, not a curated record